AUGUCCGAAGAAACAUUCAACCACCUGUGCAACAAACUGCGACCAGCUCUGGAACUGAAAAACACGAACUUCCGCAGAUGUAUGCCCUUAAAGAAGAGAGUGGCUGUAGCACUUUGGAAGCUUGCUACUGGCUCUGAGUACAGAUCUAUUGGACAUCUUUUUGGAGUCAGCAUCACAUCUGUGUGUCGAUGCGUGCAGGACUUUUGUGCUGCAGCUGAGGCGUUGUUGGUACCAGAACAAAUCCGGUUUCCAACCCAGGAGAAGUUCGCCGAAAUGUCAGCAUAUUAUGAGAACAGGUGGGGCCUCCCACACUGUGUGGGAGCAAUUGAUGGAUCUCACAUACCCAUCAUAGCGCCACAAGACUACCAUUGCGAUUAUUUUAAUCGUAAAGGCUGGCACUCAAUCAUCCUGCAAGGUGUUGUUGAUGGAAAGGGCCUGUUCUGGAAUGUCUUUGCUGGAAUGGCUGGGAGCCUGCAUGAUGCCAGGGUCCUGAGAUUGUCCACACUGUGGGAGCUUGCCACCCGGGGGAACCACUUUCCAGCUCACACCAGGAACAUUGGAGGGGUUAGUGUGGGCUACUACCUCUUGGGAGACUCAGCAUAUCCCUUGCAGAAUUGGCUGCUUAAGCCUUUCCAGGACACCGGGCGUCUCACUGCAGAACAGCAGACAUUCAACAGAAAGUUCAGCAGAGGACGCGUGGUUGUUGAAAAUGCUUUUGGCAGACUGAAGGGACGGUGGCGUUGUCUUCUGAAAAGAAAUGACUGUGAUCUCCCGCUGGUGAAGUCAAUGGUGGUGACUUGCUGUGCUCUUCAUAACCUCUGUGAAAGUCAUGGUGAGAGAUAUGAGGAAGAAUGGGAUGCAGUUGCAGCAACAGCAUUUGAGCCAGGGAUGGCAGUGGCACAGGAGGUUGAAGAGGAGGGCAGUGAUGUGCGUGAUGGUCUGAUGCGUUACUUGAUGUCAGAUAGGUAA
Scomber japonicus (chub mackerel) is the source of this 969-nucleotide messenger RNA. RefSeq lists its product as uncharacterized. The transcript has a single exon. The record is from RefSeq and is a predicted model, not a curated record. NCBI's taxonomy places the organism in Eukaryota, Metazoa, Chordata, Actinopteri, Scombriformes, Scombridae. Bases 1 to 969 code for a protein of 322 amino acids.